Molecule: messenger RNA, 4564 nt
Organism: Acanthaster planci (crown-of-thorns starfish)
Lineage: Eukaryota; Metazoa; Echinodermata; Asteroidea; Valvatida; Acanthasteridae
Product: putative ammonium transporter 3
Biological process (GO): ammonium homeostasis; ammonium transmembrane transport
Cellular component (GO): plasma membrane
Molecular function (GO): ammonium channel activity
Source: RefSeq, a predicted model, not a curated record
CAAAGGAUUGGGAUCUAACAUUUCCUUGUUAUAAGCAGGAUCUUGUAUUUACUGCGCUCUUAUUAACGAGGUUCGACCAUAUUGUGAUGAGUGAUGAGUUGUCUCUGUAUUGGUCAGGAAAACAAUUUUUGACUGCGCUUGAUUAAAUUGCGUUCAGGGUGCGCAAUGCGAGAGAUUAAAGAAUAAUACAUGUAUGUUUCUGACGUCAACAAGGUCCUUAUGAAUAACUAAUUUCCAGCCAUGCAUUCAUUUUGCGUUGGCCGACGGCAAAAGCCAGUGAAUGGGCUGCGUCAUAUGAAAACACAAACACGAUUCUUGCGUACACAAUUAAGUAUGCAAAUACUUGUACCUUUAUUUGCUCUGCGUUGGUCCCUCACUGACGUUUUUAGCGAAGAGAUCCAAUGGCAAAUCCCCAUUCUUGGACUUUUUUUCCCUUUGGUGAUCAUCAUCCAAGACUUCAAUAUGUAUACAUGUACUAUACACUGACAAACUAUCAGAAAAAAAUCCAUACAUUGAGUGUUUUGGAAACCCUUGUUGUUUUGGACUAGUUCCAAAAUCUUAUUAAUGGAGCUUGUCAUCUGUCUCAUCGUCUCUCUUACUCUUACUAGCAUUAAAAAAAGACCAAUCUACGAUUGACACAGCAUUCGUAAAAUAGUCACAUGAACAGAAUUUAAUGGAUUUCCGAUUCACAUGCGAUUUGUACAUAUAGGAAUAACAACUGUCUCGAGCAAACGCACCGCCUCAUUUUGUUGAAAACCACCCCGCGGUGUUCAUUGUGUUGGCAGUGAUGCGACCGUAUAACGCGUGCAUUUCCUAAGUCACUCAUGAACCAGCAAAGUGCAGUUCGGCCCAAAGGAGGCCCGCUGCUGAGAAAAUUGCGCCCUCUGUGGGUUCUGCUCGAGGCUCGUACGAGCGUAAAUGAUCGAUAAGGAAUUGAGAAUAAAGGUUCGGAUCUCCCUCCAGCUCUCUGGAUUCCUUUUUCAACUUUCCUAAUUUUUGGUUUGCUUGUUUUAUUCUCUGCGUUGGCUUUUUUACCCUUUCAGUGAGGCCUGUUUUUCCCUUAUCCAUAUCGUGCUAUCUGUGUUCGCCACAUGAAAUCCAAUUUGCAAACCGCCAAAGAGCGGGGCCGGCUCGUUUCGGAAUAAAUUGAACGGACUUUGGGCCGCUCGGUAUAGAGCGCAUCACCGACUUGUCGCACUGUGCAAAGGACGGGCGACACUUCCCUAAAUUGACUCCGCGAAUCUAAUAACACCGAGCCAUACGCUCAUUCGCCGCAGACCCCGUGGGGAAACAGACCUGGGGAACGAGCGCUGCGCAUGUGGUGUCGGUAACCUGAGGGUGGACGGACAGCAAACAGACAACUCGUGAACGAAUAGCGUUUUCACCUCGCUGACCGGUCAAUCUCAGAGUAUCGGAAUGCUUUCAAAUCUGCCCAGUGCCUGCCAAACUCUUCUUGUUGAAUGAGAAGACAGUCGACUGGUGAUGUCAUUGUGACGCACCCCAGCAGUGCCAGUAUUCCGUGACCAGGCCAUCGCAGUGGAUUGAGAAAGGGGUUGAAUUUGCAGAGUAUGCGCUAGAUAAACGCACUUUGAACUCAAGUCGCUGUCUUCAACCGUGGCCGUAAAGUGCUGUUUAUUUAUUUUGCCAUAUUCCGUGUGAUGUACAUCCGUACAUGUAGAACCGUCAUCAAGUGAUGAUGUCGAAGUUUCAUCUGUAAAGCAUAGAAGUGUUUUUAAUUUACAUCUAGGACACACUACAAUGCAUGUGGCCGUUGUUGGCGAAUACCUGUAGAGUGUGGAACCGCUCAUGGGGAUGCACGUGUUUUACGCUGAAGACAUUUUUAUCCAUGGCUUUGCUCGAAGAUUGAUCAGCGACAAGUGUUUCUCGAAAGGUUGACAAGACAAUUCGCCUGCUGAAUUUGGAUUUUCCGACUAUCGUGGAGUGUGUCAUUGGCCUUUUAUUUGGCGUGAGCUGGGUUGAAACGGACCUGGUGGAUGAAUUUAUUGACUAAGCUGGCGUUGGCAGAAUCAGUGACAAGAAAGAUCAGUGCUACUCAGUGGAGAUGUGCCUUUCAGACUAAGUAUCCGGGUAAUCUUGUCAUACCUGCUCCUUAGCUGCUGUUGAAUAGCAAGUAACUUCUUUGAGGAAUUGACGUUGUUAAUUACGCAGGCACUGUCAUUGAGUGUGGUCGCCAGAAAUGGCUUUCGAUGAUUUACCAUCUCUGCCUGACUACCUGAAAAACCAUACCAAUUACACGGUACUUUACGUGGACACACCGCUCACCAAGUGGGACGACGCAACAUGGAUUUUAACUAGUGCCUUCAUCAUCUUCACUAUGCAGUCUGGUUUCGGCCUCUUGGAGUCGGGCAGUGCCUCACAAAAGAAUGAGGUAAAUAUCAUGGUGAAGAACGCCGUGGAUGUGUUGUUUGGUGGCAUAUCGUACUGGAUGUUUGGAUACGGCCUCAGCUUUGGCAAGGACUCCAACAAUCCUUUUGUCGGCGUAGGCGAUUUCUUCAUGGACCGCGACAUUACGGACCCUGACUUCGGAGACAACUUUGCCAAUUUCUUCUUCCACGCGUCCUUUGCCACCACGGCUACGACCAUCGUGAGUGGCGCCAUGGCAGAACGGACCAAACUAGAGACCUACAUCGUGUUCUCAUUCCUCAACACCGUGGUCUACUGCAUCCCCGCCAACUGGAUAUGGGGAGAGCACGGCUGGCUAAAGACUAUGGGCGUAGUCGAUAUCGCUGGUGCGGGGGCGGUGCACAUGGUGGGCGGUGUCACUGGACUGGUGGCAACCUUGAUUCUUAAACCUCGCACGGGAAGGUUCGUCGAGGGGAACGACGCACCGCAGAUGGGAUCGGCCACCAACGCAAUAUUCGGACUCUUCAUGCUGUGGUGGGGCUGGCUAGGGUUUAACUGUGGCAGUACAUACGGGAUAUCGGGGAAUAAAUGGAUACUUGCCACACGAUCAGCUGUAGCAACUAUCACAGCUUCAAUAGGAGGUGGCAUGUCGGCCAUAUUCCUGAGUUACAUCACAAGAAGAAAGAAGUUUUAUGUUUCGUACGUCAUUAAUGGUAUUUUGGGGUCACUUGUGGCAAUAUCUGCCCUGUGCGCUCUAGCGCAGCCAUGGCACGGUCUGGUAAUCGGAAUGGCCGGCGCCAUCAUAGCGUGUCUGGGCUGCAAGGUCACGCAGAGACUCCGCAUCGAUGACCCGGUGGGUGUCGUGCCCGUGCACGCCCUGGCCGCUAUCUGGGGGCUGCUGGCCGUCGGCAUAUUCGGAGACGAAGACAGCCUGGGGAUCGAGAAACCUCUGAGUACCAAGAAAGGUUUGAUAGCCGGAGGCGGUUGGGAAUUACUAGGCGUCCAGGCACUAGCCUGCGUAUCCAUAGUUGCAUGGACGGCUGUGACGUCAUACAUCUGCCUUAAACUAUUGGAUAUGACCAUGGGCUUGCGUGUGCCGUUGCACGAGGAGUUGCUAGGCGCGGACAUAGUGGAACACUCCCUCAACGGCUCGUAUGACAAGAAGACGGGAGAGUGGCGCGAUCACCAUGGCAACAUCUUGGCCGUGAUUAAGAAGGGGGAAUCUCAGGACCAUUACCUGAGGGUAAUCCAUGAAGUUCACGAAGGGCUAAGGAAGGCUGAUUGCCUGUCUGCCGCAACGCCAACCAAGAAAUCGGCCUUCGGAUUCCGCCGCAGUGAUACCAGCGAGAGCGACAUACGGGCGUUCCUGCAAAUCCAGCCCAGGAAUAGCAAUUCCGAGGCGCGCCUGGAGCCAGCGACGAAUAGCCAAGAGGACGACCGACCGAAGGUGUUUAGGCGUCGGUUGCAAAACGGGAACCGGCAGCGGAACAGACUGUGGCACGGCUGGACGGUGGGUACCAGGGAAAGUGGCAGGUCACGUGAUGAUGGAGGAAUGACUGCAACGGGUUCCCAGAGAUAGAUCCGCGUCGCAUGACUGAUCAUAACCCACUUGAAUUCUUCGCAAGAGGUUUUACGAUGACAAUAUGAUCAAGACAAAUGAACUUUGUACUGAAUUGAUUUCAAAUUUAUUGUCUUUUAAAAUGUGCAGCUGCUUUUUCAAUCCAACUGACCAAUUAGAGUAAAUGUUAGGAGAAAUCCGGACAAAUAUUGAAUGUUGUUAUUUAUCAAGAUGUCGGGUUGGUAUGACUCUUUCCCUCACCUUCAACCUCUGCGACCAGGGUUCGAGUCCCACCUAGGUCAGCAUGUGGGUUUGGGUUUUACUCCCUGCCGGAUUCCGUGGGUUUCCCCUGGAAUACUUGUCCGAGUUUUUCCUCCCAACUCUAAAACCAAGCAUUUCUUCUUAAUUGUCAUUCCAUCCUGUAAUACGGGCGAUUCACAAAAGUGCGCCUCCAAGAGUUUUGCAACGCGUUGGCCAGUCACAACAAGCGAAAUUUGUCGCUCAUUUCCGAACGCGCAUGGGAUCGAUAGAUUUUCCGCAUUGUGAUUGGCCAACGAGUUGCAAACUCUUCAAGGCACAAUAUUGUGAAACUUCCUGAUUGACUACGUUGGGUUAACAGGUAUAAAUUAAUAUUUUUGGUGA